GAGAUAUUCACAUUCACAUUUGUGAGCUCCGGGCAUCUAAUUUGAUUGCUCUUUCUUAAGGAUUGAGACUGCAACGUCUGGGCAGCGCAGCAAUGCUCAUUCCAGAAAGCAACAUGGCUUGAAGCCCUCGCAAUAUGCGAGGCUCUCAACUGCUUGCGAGCCAGUCACCUGCGACUGGGAUACGGGGUCCGAAGACCUGUAUAAACACUACCUCGCUGUUUGCUACGGCUGCGUGCAUGAUCCACUUAUCCUGAAGCGUUGGCUGGCACCCGAGUCUUGAUCAAAGAUCGUCAAGCGGCGACGUUCAAAAUGCAGGACCCCUACGGUCAGCAAGAGCAGCACUUACCUCCCCCCAUCUCACCUCAAAGUCACCGCUGGGUGGCGCACGAACAGUCGUUUCAGGGCCCUCUACAAUGGUCUCCUCAAGCGCAGCCUCGAACGCAUCUCAUCCAUUUACCAGCACACCACCCUCCAGAUCAAAAAGUCUAUGGACAUGUCGGACAGCUUGAAGCGCGCGUCCACUCGAUGACGAUCGGAACCCGACACAUUGCAUACCCUGACAUGCCUCGCCAAGCAAGCGGCAAUGCAGAAGACUCAUACACCCGGGGCCCAGAAAGUAUUGUUCCCGGAGUCAUUGGUCCGACCCAAGCGCUAGGACAUCCCACAGGGCCUGCCUUUCCGUCAUAUCAAGCUCCUGUCGGAGGCCCGCAAAGGGUGGCAUCGAUUCGUCGUCCUUUGCCCCCAACGCCUGGACGUGGCUCUCCAUCACCAUAUGCCCAUGGGGGCAUGGCCACCGUAAGGUGUCAAUCUUCGACCCCGCUCUCACCUUCAGCAACGCUGUCCAGCUUCCCGAACCCGCUCAGCUCUUCCUCAACGGGUUCGACCCGGCAGUCGUCCUAUGAUCUUUCAGAGUUUCCCGAAAACCAUGGGUAUAGGGGAGACUUCAUCGUUUCCGACUCAUAUCACGAGGACGCUGCAUCACGAAUAUCGUUCUCCGGGGAUGGGCAAGGCGCAAACACUGAAAUUUCGCUUUUGUCACACUUGGCCUUUGGCGUCAGACGCUCCGUGCAUCGCGAGCAGCAUCAUCGCGGGCACGUGGUACAGUACGGCUUCACAGGCCGUGGUCUCGUCGACGCUUUGGAGGCUUUGAUGAAACCUUCAGGAAGGCUCGAGCCUGCGAUGAACGAUUUCGUAGGCGAAACCCCCCCUUCACGCGCACUGGCACUUCAGAUUGCUCGGUCUUUACAGGCUCAAUUAUGGGUGCAUUCAGUAGGGUGGGACGCUAGCGAGCUAUGCGACGACCCAGAUGAGAUAUACAAUUUUCUGAACGAGGAGGAACAGGUCAGCAGCGGUGACAAUGGCGUCUAUUCGGAGAUCAUGGAUAUCGAAAGCAUACCAUCGUCGGUCAUCACGCCCUUGACCCUGUGCUACUCGCCGCUAUGCGCACAGGACGGGGGCAAUCAGCCAUACGCUUGCUAUUCUCCUCAAUGCCCGCGAGCGAGGUCGAUAGCAUUGCGGAGUGCUGAACUCGGCAUCACCGACACAAAUGUCAGUGGCAUGUUAGGGCCGACGGGCGAUGCAUCCUGGGUGCAAGCGGACCGAGUCGGGAAACAAAAACUGGCAUGGGCCGAAAUUGUUCCUCCGUCGGUUCUCAACUCGUUGACCAAGGCAGAAAUCUCACGACAGAACGAGAUCCAUGAAGCCAUUCAAAAAGAGGAAGAAUUUUACGAGGACCUUUCCCUUUUGGACACCUUGUUUCUACCCGGGUUGCAAUGGCCGAACGCACAAGGAGAUCCUCCGCCGCUGCCGCUCGGCGAAGAGCGCGAUGCUUUCAUCGCAGAGGUCUUUUCCAAUUAUAGGCCGCUUAUCGAUCAGGUCCGAACAUUUCUUGAACGCCUACACCAGCGACAACGAGAAGAAUCACCCGUGAUCCAAACCAUCGGCGAUAUCUUCUUGGAUGCCGCUCUGGACUGGGGUGACGCCUUCAUCCGUUACAUCGUGAACUACCCCUUGGCAAUCGCCCGCGUCCGCCGCGAGCUGGUCAUCAAUCCAAAAUUCAGGGCGUUCGUAGAGACUGCUCGGAGAGACCCGCGGUGUCACCGUUUGACACUUGAUCACUUCUUGUACCGACCUUCACCACGGUUGCAACGAUACCGCUUGCACCUGCAAGAGAUUCAUAAACACACUGACGAGUCCAACUAUGACCGCGACACCAUUGUUCAAGCAAUGGAUGUUAUAAAUGACCAGCUUCAAACGUGCAAUGCAGGGAUGGUCGCUGCAGAGCAGAAAGCCAAGAUCAGGGAGUACGCAUUCACUUUCACAACACUAAGAUCGAAGGGCGCGCCGGAGCUUGAUCUCCUGAAUCCAGAGCGGCAGCUCGUCUACGAGGGAAGAGUAUAUCGCAAGCCAGAUGGCUUUGAUUUCGAGUGGCAAGACUGUCUUGCUAUCCUCUUUGAUCACUAUCUCCUCAUUGCCAAGACGAAGAAGGGCGACGAGGGAGACGGGGCGAGCUUAUCUUCCCAUCGUCUUGCUCUUGCACGGCGGCCUUUAGCUCUGGAAAUGCUUGAGCUGGUCUCAUUUGACGAUCCGCCGAUCUCAAGAUCUGUCGGGCUUGGCACAUUCAAUCUGCGCAAUGCAGACAGGACGGACACACGCGAGGCCUUUCCUUUCACCCUGCGCCAUAUUGCAUCGUCCGAGCUCUUUACGCUUUUUGUCGCAAGUGCAGCGAUUCGCGAGACCUGGCAGAGCAAGUUGGAGCACGCCCGCCGUUCUCGUCUCAGUGUCCGAGAACUCAACCGGCCCUUUGAACUGCAGCCUCUCAGCGCUGAGAUAUUUGCACUGCCUCCAGUUCAUUACGGGGAUCUGGAGCGACCACCGCCGGGUGCUGAUCCUUCCCUCUUUCAUGGAAGAGUCACAUGUGCUGUUCCUUUCGCAACCGCAGACGGGCGGCGCCUGAUUGCGAUAGGCUGUGCUGAUGGUGUGUGGAUUGGGCUUCGCCACGAUCCUCGGUCGCUGCGAAAAGUGCUGCACCUGAAGCUCGUCACCCAAUGCGCGGUCCUCGAAUCAUUCGGCAUAUUCGUUGUUCUUGCGGACAAAGUCCUGAUAUCGUACAGCUUGGAAGCCCUGGUGCCGUCGGCCGAUGUUGCAGGAGCUCCGCCGCGCCCGCCUCAACGACUUAGCGGGAAUAGAGACGUACUCUUCUUCAACGUCGGGUUGUUGAAGGAACGCACACUUCUGAUCUACAUGAAGAAAAAGGCGAGCGAGAGUGUAUUCCGUGCGCUCGAACCAGUGGUGAACACUACGCGUAACCAAGAUGGUCGUGGCGGUAGUGGCUUCUUCGGGAAAUUCGGCAAAGACUCAAAAAGCUCAGAUUGGUUCAGGGUUUACAAGACCUUCUUCAUUCCUUCAGAUGCAUUCAAUCUUCAAUAUUUGCGUUCAAAACUUUGCGUCAUCUGUGCGAAAGGGUUUGAGAUCAUGAAUUUGGACAGCUUGCUACCUGGCACGAUUCCCGACUUCUCUCAAUGUCCGCGGGACGAUGCACAAGUUCAGAUGCUCAUGAAACGGAUCGAGACAUCCAAGGCUCUGGGUAUGUUCAAAAUUUCAGAGAGCGAAUUCCUACUCUGUUAUGACUCCUUCGCUUGCUAUGUCGACCGUCUCGGCAGCCCGGUGCGUCUGGCAAGCGCAUUCACAUGGGAAGGCCAUAUACGGUCUGUCGCCUAUUCUGCACCCUGGGUCAUUGCGUUCGACUCGCGAUUCAUCGAGAUACGCGAUGGGUUCACCGGUAUUUUGGCACAAGUACUCUGGGGCAGGGACAUACGCAAUGUUUCCGGCGGGACUAUUCAAGGCCCUGCCGAUGGUUCUUCGAUCUUGGUCAGCGAGCGUCGACAGGCGGGUGAUGCUACUUAUGAUCUUCAACUUGUCUCCGAGCUUGUCAGACGUGCAUCCUCGUAUGCAGAUUAUAUUUAGUGUUGUGCUCUCCGGCGAAUGUCUGCCAAGUUUCGUUGACGACCUGCUGUUCUCUUGUGCAUCGACCGACGCGUCGCGACUGUUGGCGCUACAGAAGGACAAUCCCCGAAGGUGCAGAGGCCCUCCACCAAGGUGGAGAUAAUGGCUAGCAGCAUCUGAGGAGCAUACAAGUGCAUAUGCCAUAGUCGAGCAAGAGUGAUAAGAGAGGAGAUGGCAACGCUGGCAGGCGUGCCGGUGGUGG
This is a messenger RNA of Tilletiaria anomala UBC 951, 4207 nucleotides long. RefSeq lists its product as uncharacterized. Bases 310 to 3966 code for a protein of 1218 amino acids. The transcript has 11 exons. Gene Ontology annotation, molecular function: guanyl-nucleotide exchange factor activity. The record is from RefSeq and is a predicted model, not a curated record. Lineage: Eukaryota; Fungi; Basidiomycota; Exobasidiomycetes; Georgefischeriales; Tilletiariaceae.